ACAGGUUCAGCAGCAUGCAACCAAUCCUGCUUUGAUAUUAAAGUUAGAAAUGCUCAAGUAUGGAAGAUGUUGAAGAACUACUGGCAUUAUGGAUGCGGGAAAGCCAUGGCAUGACAUCCGAAAUUUAAACAGAAGCAACUUGAGAAUAGACUAUGUACUUCUGAACAAAACACUCUGCUGGAGAUUAUCAUUUAAUCUGUGGUUGAAUCCAUAUGGCGGAUCUGUGAAGAAAUUUGGCCUGAUCCUGCUAUCGGUAUGAAGUAACACCUCACCCCAAGACAUGGGAGCUAUCAUUAGACUGGGCAAUGGAUUUCUAGAAGCAAGUGCCAUGCCAUUAUCGUGUCAAACUUUUAAGAUCUGAAAAAUAACAUGCUGCCUCUCUCAGACCGAGUGAAGCAAGUGGCAAGAAGACAAUUGGUUCAUUCUGUUGAUUAGAAGAGCUUCAGGAACAAUGCCUUCAAAAGUCUCGUGUUUAUAUGUCUUGACAGUUGUAUGUUGGGCAAGUGCUUUGUGGUACUUAAGCAUAACACGUCCCACUUCCUCCUACACCUCAUCUUACACCGUUCAUAAAACUUAUGACAGCAUCUCAAUGGCUCGAAAAAAUGUUUCCUUUGGGAACAUAAGGACUCGACCCAUAAACCCUCAUUCAUUUGAUUUUCUCAUCAAUGAGCCAGAGAAGUGUGAGAAGAACGCUCCCUUUCUGGUUAUUCUAAUCAGCACCACACACAAAGAGUUUGAUGCUCGACAAGCUAUCCGGGAGACCUGGGGUGAUGAGAACAACUUCAAAGGCAUUAAGAUUUCCACACUUUUUCUUCUGGGGAAAAACACAGACUCUGUGUUAAACCAGAUGGUUGAGCAAGAAAGUCAAAUUUUUCACGACAUCAUUGUGGAAGACUUCAUUGACUCGUAUCAUAACCUGACCCUGAAAACAUUAAUGGGAAUGAAGUGGGUGGCCACAUUUUGUUCAAAAGCCAAGUAUAUCAUGAAAACAGACAGCGACAUCUUUGUAAAUAUGGACAACCUCAUUUACAAGUUGCUCAAACCGAACACCAAACCAAGACGAAGGUACUUUACUGGCUAUGUCAUCAAUGGAGGACCCAUCAGGGAUGUCCGGAGCAAAUGGUACAUGCCAAGGGACUUGUAUCCUGACAGCAACUAUCCGCCAUUUUGCUCAGGCACAGGCUAUAUUUUUUCUGCCGACGUAGCAGAAAUGAUUUACAAGACUUCCCUCCAUACUAGACUCCUUCAUCUUGAGGACGUGUAUGUGGGACUCUGUCUGCGGAAGCUUGGCAUCCAUCCUUUCCAAAACAGUGGCUUCAAUCACUGGAAGAUGGCCUACAGCCUGUGCAGAUAUCGGCGUGUUAUUACGGUACAUCAGAUAUCCCCUGAGGAAAUGCACAGGAUUUGGAAUGAUAUGUCCAGCAAGAAGCAUCUCAGAUGUUAGGACUUUUUGAGGUGUAAAUACUUUGGUUCUUGUUAUAUGAAUAGAGAGCAAACAGACAAUGGGGUGUUCACUUCUAUGAGGAAAGAAAUCUUAAUAAUAUUUUGGUUAGCUGGUCUCUCCAGCUAUAACUUCUGGUUUACAAACUGCAGGUCCUAACAUAAUGGUA
Notechis scutatus (mainland tiger snake) is the source of this 1610-nucleotide messenger RNA. The record is from RefSeq and is a predicted model, not a curated record. Lineage: Eukaryota; Metazoa; Chordata; Lepidosauria; Squamata; Elapidae.